UUAAAUCUAUUUUACUAUGUUAGGACCUUGAAGAAACGGUUCAAUUUUCUUUAUAUUUCGAAGACCUUUAUUUAAUUUUUCUAUCAUUUUCUUCCUAGUCGUCAUAUAUUUCGGAUAGUCCCAUAGUACGUGGUUUGGAGUUUCCUGUUCAAAACCGCACCUGCAAUUAUUGGAACUUAUUAUUCCUACUCUUGCAAGGGAGGCUGCCAAAUUGUAAUGGUUCGUUCUGGCUGUUGUAAAGAAUAAAGAAUAUAAGAUCUGGACAAUGUUAUCGGUUAACAAAGCAGUUGACCAAUGAAAUCUUUGUCCAAGAAAUUGGUUGUCCAAUGAGGAAAUGGCAAUGACUUUGGUGGUAAGUAAAAGUAGUAAACAGUACGGUACGAAUCGAGCUAUCGUCGACGUCGAAACUGUCAAACAUGGCGAGAAUGUCGAUCUUGAGUGCUGGUCAAAAAUGUGAAUAGAAGGUUCGCGUUGCGGUGAGAUUGGUGAAUCUCAGAUAUUCUCGUCGUCGGCAGAGGCCGGCGAGAGAUGCGAUCUGGAGUUAGACUGUCAGGCCGAAAGUGAAUGUGCCGAGUGAACGGCCCCGGCAAUUUUGCGGCCGGGAUUAAUCUAAGGGCAUGCCAAUUCGGGAACUAUGGGUGCUCAACAGACUAAGGAGAGAAUUGUUCCUGCCGGCUCUACUGCGCGACAGACGCGCAAACAGCCAAGGAACCUUAAAGAGUCCCGUCUUGUUGGUUCCAAUAUAUUUACAGAACACAGCGAAGCUCUUUUACAAAGCAGACCACUACCUCACAUUCCGGCAUUACCUGAUGGUGAUCCUCCUAGUGGCUCUGCCAUCCAACCAAUUUCACAGCAAGUGAAUAUUCAGCAACAUGCUGGUGUUUCAUCUACAGGGCUUUUGGAAGCUGCAAACAGAUGGACAAGUAAGGAAAACUUAUUAGCACAGGAGGAAGAUGAUCCGCAACUGUUUGUUGCUCUAUAUGAUUUUCAAGCAGGUGGAGAAAACCAACUUAGUCUUAAAAAGGGGGAGCAAGUUCGUAUCCUAAGUUAUAAUAAAAGUGGAGAAUGGUGUGAAGCUCAUUCAAGUACUGGUCAAGUGGGGUGGGUUCCUUCAAAUUAUGUCACCCCUGUAAAUUCCUUGGAAAAGCAUUCAUGGUAUCAUGGAAGGAUAUCCAGGAAUGCUGCUGAGUAUCUCUUAAGUUCUGGUAUAAAUGGAAGCUUUCUGGUUCGUGAGUCAGAAAGCAGCCCAGGGCAACGCAGUAUUUCUCUGAGAUAUGAGGGUAGAGUCUAUCAUUACAGGAUCAAUGAAGAUAGUGAAGGAAAGAUGUUUGUCACAACAGAAAGCAAAUUUAAUACUCUGGCAGAAUUAGUACAUCAUCAUUCAAUGCUUGCUGAUGGCUUAAUCACACAGCUACUUUAUCCUGCACCAAAGCAUAACAAACCGACUGUUUUUCCGCUUAGUCCGGAACCAGAUGAGUGGGAGAUUAAUAGGACAGAUAUAGUCAUGAGGCAUAAAUUAGGUGGAGGACAAUAUGGGGACGUUUAUGAAGCGGUAUGGAAGAGAUAUAACAUGACCGUCGCUGUAAAAACGUUGAAGGAAGAUACAAUGGCUCUAAAAGACUUUCUGGAGGAGGCCGCAAUCAUGAAGGAGAUGAAACACAGGAAUCUGGUUCAGUUAUUAGGUGUAUGUACUCGGGAACCACCAUUUUACAUCAUUACAGAGUUCAUGAGCAAAGGGAAUCUGCUGGACUAUUUGCGGAAUGAGAGCAAGCAUCAAAUCAAUGCCGUCGUUUUAAUGCAUAUGGCCACGCAGAUUGCUAGCGGGAUGAGUUAUCUGGAAAGUAGAAAUUUUAUUCACAGAGAUCUAGCGGCUCGAAACUGCCUAGUCGGUGAAAAUCAUCUGGUGAAGGUUGCUGACUUCGGCUUGGCCCGGUUGAUGAGAGAUGACACCUACACGGCUCACGCUGGAGCGAAGUUCCCUAUAAAAUGGACUGCUCCGGAAGGGUUAGCUUACAACAAAUUCUCUACGAAGUCCGAUGUUUGGGCAUUUGGAAUUUUACUUUGGGAGAUAGCGACCUAUGGUAUGUCUCCAUAUCCUGGCGUCGACUUAACGGAUGUGUAUCACAUGCUGGAGAAGGGCUACCGAAUGGAAUGUCCACCUGGAUGUCCACCAAAGGUGUACGAACUGAUGCGUCAAUGCUGGCAGUGGGCUGCUGCUGACCGGCCUACCUUCAAAGAGAUUCAUCAUUCUCUUGAAAAUAUGUUCCAAGAAUCCAGUAUUACCGAGGAAGUGGAAAAACAACUGCAAGGAGGAGGUGAUAUCCCUUUGCUUUCAUAUAAGAAAUCCCAGACUGGUAGUACUGGAAACAUCCAUGGGCUUGUUCUAGUCUCCGAGCCAUUACCCUCUUCAGAAACUACUAGCUCGGUAACAAAGCUAAGUACAUUUACGGGUGGUCUCUCGAGUAAAAAUAACAGCAGUAUCGUCCAAAUGAGGCGUUCUACGAAUAAAAAAGGAAAACAAGCUCCGGCACCUCCAAAGAGAACGAGCCUGCUGUCGUCGUGCAGUUCGUUUCGCGAUUCUGCCUACCAAGAGCAAGAUACCCAAAAUACUGAAACAAACACCAUGACUCUCGACGAUGCCACGGAUCUAAAUGGUAUUGAUAAGAUUCUCGAAGGUAUUGCGCGAGAUCUCGCGACGAUGGCUCAAGGAACGAUUGCUGCAGGAGGCUGCGAAGUCGAGGAGGACGGAGAGGGUUCUCAAGGUACGGCGGAACCAAAUUUUAUCCCACAACCAUCGACGUCUCCGGAGCCCAUACCUGGUCUAGCCUGUUCUCAGAAACAAAUUAAACCACGACCUUAUCCAUCAAAGGAACCAUUACCGCAAAAGCUAGUACAAGUGGGAGCAUUAGAAGUGCAGAAUGUAAAAAGAGCUAUUAAUCGUUAUGGUACAUUACCAAAAGGUGCUAGAAUCGGAGCGUAUCUAGAAUCUUUGCGUCAAAGUGGUAUGCCAUCGAAUCAAGAAUCUUCAACGGUGGUUUCUUCUAUGGCACCUAGUUCAAUAGAACAACACGAGACUUCUAUCGAUAAUUCGCAACACAGAUCACUAUCUCCUCGUCAAAGCAAUCUACGAAAUCAACCUCAAAUGACCCGCAGUAAUUCUUCCAGCGGUGUCGUUAAUACUUACCAACCUCCGAAUUCCCCUCGUGGCCGUGUAGUAACCGUAAGAAAGAACAAUCAGUCCGAAGGUGUUGGUCUAAGAACUUUUCGGGUUUCGAGUAACUCAAACUUCAGAACCGCGAGUCCAUCAAGAUCCGUUCAACCGUCGUUAGCUGAUUUAGAAUUUCCUCCUCCACCCGCAGACUUGCCUCCUCCCCCAGAUGAAACUUUCUCUGGUCAGGAGCAAGCUGAACUUCCUCUUCCCGUUUCAUGUACCGAAAUAUCUCAGAUCAGAAAUUCUCCUCUUUCUAUAAGAAAAGCAAAGAAUACGGAUUGGCGUACGAAGGAAGAAGAUAGCGAGCAACAGGAAGAUAGAAACGACGUUAGUAAUAUAGAGCCUUCUGUCAAAGAAGCUUGUUCGAGGUUUGGAGUUAAUUUAAGGCGCAGAGAAACUCAAGAUAAUUCUUGUAGAAAUUCUGAUAACAAAAGAACGGGGUUUAAGUCCAGAAUGGAGAUGAUCGAGCCUGCCGCACCACCUGAGGAAGCACCACCUCCUCCACCACCACCUCCGCCACCAAUUUCUACGAACACACCCCCCGAUAGUUUUGAACGUAAACCUGGCAUGAAAGAAAUGUUGGAAUUAAAAUUGAUCAAUGAAAUUAAACAAAGCGCUGAAACGAAGCAUGGCGCGAGCACGAAGAAGCCCGGUGCGACAAGUAACACUCCAUCCGCGCCUCUCGAUCCAGCAUCCCAGUUACUUUCGGAACUUUGCGCUAGUUUUAAUAUGGAGUCUGGACAGAGACACGCCCAAAACGAGUACGCUGUGUCAACUUUAAAAACCAAUGACAUAACUCAAGAGCAACAACAGCAGCAACAACAAAGUCAUAACACUCACAAGGAUUCGUCGGUAUCCUCUCCAGUGACCGAAUCACUACUCUCCAGUGGAAAUGUUGGCUUCAAGUUGAAGAGAGUAGACAAACGGAAUAAUCCGCAGAAAGAAGAAGCAACCGAUGGACAAAUAAUUGAUUUCAAGGCGAGACUUCGAAAAGUUGAGAAUGCAGAAAAGGAGAAGUCUUUAGAAGAGAAAAGUACCGUUACUGAGCAAUCCUCAGAAUCGGAAGAGCAACAAGAUGACAAGCGUAGAAGUACCGGUAGUAUCAGUAGCUUGAAGAAACUUUGGGAAAAUAAAGAAUCUUGUGACAGUCAGCCUCACAGUCCGAAACUUAACGUCAGAGGAAGUAGUGGCAAACAAGAGAUGCUUGACCAGACUGAAGACUCACCAGAGGAUCAUAGCGGAGCCUCGACCCGUAGUCAGAGUUCCGGUAGCAAAAGUGAUGCCAGACUGUGGCCACCACCUGAACCAGAAAAACCGGCAGUUCCUGCCAAACCAUUAAAACCACUGUGCUCGUCGACAAAGCACUUUGGUUCAUCGAUUUAUGCAACGCCAAACUGUACGAAAUCCCAGCACGCUGAGGAUGACCUAAACAAACAGAAUACAGAUUCAAAGACAGCGAAACAGGCAGUAUUGGAGCUUUCGACAUUGAUCGAGAGCAGCGUAUUAAAUUUGAAAAGUAGUUCAACAAUAGUAAUGGCCAGUUGGCUUCAGCUGUCAGACAAGGUAGGGCUAUUACAUGGAAUGUGCACGAAUCUUGCAGAUAGCGGUAUAGCACCACACGCGCGGUUUCAAUUUCGCGAACUUCUUGUAAGAUUAGAGCUUCAGGCACGGCAGCUUCGUGCAGCUGGUACUCGAAACGUUGCAGAGAAUACAAGGCUUCUUACUGACCUGCAAAACACGAUAAAGGAUGUUGUUAAUGCUGUGCAAAGAUAAACUAGAAAGAUCAUUUUCUUCAUCUUUACCCCUUGUUCUCGUCCUCAUUUUCAUCUGACAAUUUAUCAUACUCGUCUGUAUAAUCGGUCGGAUAUAUUUUAAACUUCCCUUUUUAUUUCUUCGAUAGAAUUAGCCUUUUAAAUUUCGGUUCUGCGUACUAAGUAACUUUAUGGUUCUUCCCCCGUUUCAUUUGAGAUUUUGUUUUAUGUUUGUUUUCGUGAUGAAUUUCUUUAUUAAUUCUGCUGCUACCUUCUCUGACGAUGACUCUGUUAAGAGUCUAAAUUUCGCUUAUGGAGAAUACGUGAAACCAAGAGUGUUGAAAAAUUAGGCCUCAAACCGAACACGGCCUCAAUUAAUAUCGGUUUGAUGGGAAAAUAAUAAUGAAGUCUAAAAUUAAGAUACUAAAUUAAAGAAUAAAAAAUAUAUUUCGAUUUUCAUUAAUAUAUUUCUUAUCAUAGACUGCGAUUAGCUAUUUUCGUUCGGAUUUAGGGAUAUUGUUGUACUAAAAGUAUUAUUCUUUUGAUAUGGAGAAAAAAAGACCAUAUAGCGAGUAAUUCACUUAUAUUUUUUAUCAAUUGAGUUUUACAAAGGAAAAAGAAAAAGAACUAUUAAGUCUCAAAAACAAGAUGAGUCUAGAAGUAUGAUAACUAACUAAGGAUUAAAUAUACUGGUUCCUUAAAUUUUUUGAACAAUAGUUUUUAAACUGGUAGAGAAGGGGACGAGUAAUCGCAAUUUAUCAAAACAAAAAAUUCUAUAUAUAUAUACAUGUAUACAUAUACUGCAAAAAAUAGUUUUUGUACACUAAACAUUUGGUUUCUUUUAAAUUAAUUAUUGUUACUUUUACGUCGAUCCACUAUGUAUCCUGUAUAAGUAAAGUUCUACGUGAAUUAUACUCGUCCGCUAUACGAUAAAUGUGGUGAUUAUAGUUGUCGAGUAAAAUGUUUCGGUGUUCUUUCAUCGAACUUUCUUGCGCCGUGCUUCGUAAUAUUGUACGCAGUCUUAGGCUAGAUUAUACAUCGUAAGUGCGAAACUUUUAAGCGAGUACGCCAUUUUAACGCGUGAGAGAAUGUAACAAUUUUUGUAUUUGUAUAGAAUAAGUCGAAUAACAGGUAUGCUUAAUGGUACAGUAAAACUUUGAUCGUGAAAACUAAUCGGAAUAAUACUCUCAAAUUGAUCAAUUUUCUGAUUAAUCAAUUAUAAUCAUUUUAUUUAUACAGCAGCAAUUUAAUUUAUUGUCGUCUUCAUACUUUAUUUAGAAAAUCAUGCACAUCAUUUUUAAUAGUAUUAAUGAUUUCAAUAUUUAUCAUAAUUUGAUUACUUAGAAUAUAUAUCAGUAAAGUAUAUUCCAAGAAUGUUAAAAUUUAUCAAUAUUAAUUUAGAAUGCUGAUUAUAAUAUGAAUAAUUAGUAUCCGAUUAAUCAAAAGUUUGAUCAUGUAUUUCAAUAAUCAAAAACCAGAUUUAUAUAUGGUUUAAGAAUAUCGAGGUUUUACUGUAUUAUUCAUGUAAAUCAGCGGGUGUAAUUAAUCAAAUUCUGAAGCGUUUUGUUUUGUCCACGUAAUCGUGUGGAUGUUCUUCCACGAAACGCUAAUGGAAAAUACAGGACUCCGGAUACUUCUUGACGAAAUAAACAAACGAAAAGAGAGAUAGAAAUUAUUGAUCGUAAAAUUAUUGUUAAUGUGAAUUAGUAAUUUAUUUUGCUUUUUAUUUAUCAAUCAUGUAUUAUAGUAUAAUUGCAUUUUAAUUCAUCAGUCAUGAAUGAACUGAGGUAUACAUUAAGAUCCAAAGAAUGGACGGAAAAUAAAUAAUCGAAUUUA
Molecule: messenger RNA, 6798 nt
Organism: Osmia bicornis bicornis
Lineage: Eukaryota; Metazoa; Arthropoda; Insecta; Hymenoptera; Megachilidae
Gene: Abl
Product: tyrosine-protein kinase Abl
Exons: 16
Coding region: 635-4984 (1449 amino acids)
Biological process (GO): protein phosphorylation
Molecular function (GO): ATP binding; non-membrane spanning protein tyrosine kinase activity; protein binding
Source: RefSeq, a predicted model, not a curated record